CUGAUGAGUACGGGAGAAUUUACCUCCUCUCGUCCUCACUUCACCCCACCCGUAACCACGAGAAUGAAGAGUGCUGCCCUGGAUGGAAUACAUCACGCGAGGCGUCUGUGGGCAGGAAGGGUGCCGUGAAACGCGGUAUUACCUCGACAAUGGCCUCUGGUUCUGUAGGCGGGGUCAUCAACAGGAGGGGCGACAAGUCGAAGCCGAUGGAGAUGAUUUUGGGACGCAAGGCCGAACGAGUCGCGUGAAGAAAGCGGCGGUCGAAAAGACCCAAAGGAUCUACCGGGGUCGUCAGGCAUCUCGCUUGUUUCUGCAGGUCUAUCAACUAGUCCUCUGGAAACAAUCUUACACCUUGGUCCAAAGCCGCGGCUUUCCGCCAGAGUUUGAGAACGUGAUUCGAGAUCUAUGGGCCCUUCAUCUGGAUACCUUCGCGGACCAAGUCAAUGAAUUAUCGGAGGAGGACGAUGAGCCACGAUUCUUCAGUUCUCAGCCGGCUUCCAGCUUCGAUGACCCUCAAGACACGAAGCUCGGUACAACGCCCACAAAAUGGCCUCGGCUCAUCGACAGUAUUGCCCUCUGCUAUAUCGCCGCGCUCCUGAUGAGACUUCCUGUGAGCAUUGAGGGCUUUCAUCGGAUGGCCAUACGAGGAGAAAUACCUUUCAUCAGGAUCAUUAAAGAUAUACCUCGCGACAUGCGAGACAGACUGCCGCCCCAAUUCAUUGCUAUCCUCGAAACUACGAAGUUGAUUCAGGCGGAGCAUCUUCAUGGAGCCGUGGCGGAUCUCUUGUCGUACUACCACCAUAGGUUCGGCAUGCACUUUCCGCCCUUGAACUGGCCUUUCUUGUUGUAUAGAUACAUCAAACGACUUGCGCUGCCGAUCGACAUCUAUCCCGCUGUCAAAAGACUGCAACAUUUACUGGGGUUUUCUUUUGAGUAUCCCACGGGUACACAUGGCAGGAGGAGACCGCUGCAACUACCGGAAGUACAAAUAGUUGUCCUGAUUGUCAUCUCCACCAAACUUUUGUUCCCGUUCGACGACUACAACAGAUACCCUCUCUCUCCGAAGGAACCUUCAGUUCAGGUCGUUGAUUGGGCGCUCUGGGCGCAAAAUCAGAGAAACUUCGACCGCGAAGAGACUUCUGGAGGCCGACUGGGCAAAGGGAACGAGAUCUCGGUGACCGAGAAAGACAUUCUGAGUAUGACCCCUUCUCAGCUAGAUGAGUAUAUGAAUUGGUACGAGAGCUCGUGGCUCGACCACAGCAAAGCGCAAAAUCCAUUGGCCGAUUUCUUCCCAGUCAACAUCAAUGCAAACGAAAAUCAGGCAGGCAGCACGCCGGUAGAGGGUAAUGAAGCGGAAGCUCUACUUGCUAUGCUGAGGAUCUCUACAAGUCAGCUGAAGUCGACGAAGGUCAUUACGGGAGAGAGCAUUGAUACGCCCCGGCCAGGCUCCGCCUAUGCGCGCUACCGGACUGAGGCCGAUCUUCCUGAUAUGGCAAGGCCCUUCUUCGAGACCACCGCCAAGAUAGCUGGGAUCUCGCUCUCCACUCUGGUUCGCGCGGUGUCUCAGGCCGAACAUAAGAUAACCAAGUGGCUAGAAGAGCACCGACGGGUCGAAGCUAUCAGAGAUACGUUGGGCACGGACUUGUCCAGUGAAACAAGCGAGAUGGAUGCCGCAGAUAUGUCAGAGUCCGAGGAUGGGCAGUGAAGAAACAUAUACAUCCAAGAGCAUCCAAAUGAAGUUGUAUGACUGUGUUUCUCCGAGGGGACUCGAGAGCAUGUGAAAGUUUCAAUCUUUUUGAAUAGUCUCAAUGGAGCCAAGACCAAAACAAUGGAAG
This is a messenger RNA of Aspergillus homomorphus CBS 101889, 1835 nucleotides long. RefSeq names its product TFIIB-type zinc finger domain-containing protein. The transcript is spliced from 8 exons. The record is from RefSeq and is a predicted model, not a curated record. Lineage: Eukaryota; Fungi; Ascomycota; Eurotiomycetes; Eurotiales; Aspergillaceae. The coding region runs from base 83 to 1705 and encodes 540 amino acids. Gene Ontology annotation, biological process: RNA polymerase I preinitiation complex assembly; nucleolar large rRNA transcription by RNA polymerase I. Gene Ontology annotation, molecular function: RNA polymerase I core promoter sequence-specific DNA binding. Gene Ontology annotation, cellular component: RNA polymerase transcription factor SL1 complex; RNA polymerase I core factor complex.